Puccinia graminis f. sp. tritici CRL 75-36-700-3 is the source of this 252-nucleotide messenger RNA. RefSeq lists its product as uncharacterized. Lineage: Eukaryota; Fungi; Basidiomycota; Pucciniomycetes; Pucciniales; Pucciniaceae. The record is from RefSeq and is a predicted model, not a curated record. The transcript has 4 exons. Bases 1 to 252 code for a protein of 83 amino acids.
AUGGUCAAGGAGAUCAGGGUGGAGAAAAUCUCCAAAAAUUCACUGAAAGUCUUGGAGGAGUUGCUGUUCCAACAGUUACCAAGCAAGGUGAUGAUUUCCGUGUACAAGGAGAAGUUCAAGAAGCUGAAUGCAGCACUGAUCAGGGCUUGUGACCGACAAUCUAACAGAUGUGCAGAUUUCUUCAAUAAGAAGGGCCAAGGCAAAACAGCAGACUGUAAUGCACAGCUUGACCGCUUCCAAAACAAGGACUAA